AAGAACGAGCGAAGAAGCUGCGCAGUACGAUCAGACGGAGCACGGAGACGGGUAUCGCUGUGGAGAUGAGGAACCGGGUCACGCGACAGGGCAGCAAGGAGUCCACGGACGGUAGCACCAACUCCAACAGCUCUGACGGAACGUUUAUCUUCCCUCCUACUCGUAUGGGUCCAGAGAGCCAGUUUAGUGACUUCCUGGAUGGACUAGGCCCCGCCCAGAUCGUAGGCCGACAGACACUAGCCACUCCCUCCAUGG
Salvelinus sp. IW2-2015 is the source of this 255-nucleotide messenger RNA. The record is from RefSeq and is a predicted model, not a curated record. Lineage: Eukaryota; Metazoa; Chordata; Actinopteri; Salmoniformes; Salmonidae.